ACUCCCGGUCGGGAAUGAGGUUGGCCUCGGCGGCGGCUGCGGGACCCGAGCCGGCCAUGGCGGUGUGGACUAGGGCCACCAAAGCGGGGCUGGUGGAGCUGCUGCUGCGGGAGCGCUGGGUGCGGGUGGUGGCCGAGCUGAGCGGCGAGAGCCUGAGCCUGACCGGGGACGCGGCGGCAGAGGCGGACCCCCCGCUGGGGCCGGCGCUGGCCGCCUUCAACGGCCUCCCGAACGGCGGCAGCGGCGGCGGCGGCAGCGGCAGCGGUGGGGACUCGCUGCCCGGCAGCCCGAGCCGCGGCCUGGGCCCGCCCAGUCCGCCCGGGGCCGCGGCCGGAGGCUCCCCGCCCGUGCGGCGCGUGCGGGUGGUGAAGCAGGAGGCGGGCGGCCUGGGCAUCAGCAUCAAGGGCGGCCGCGAGAACCGGAUGCCGAUCCUCAUCUCCAAGAUCUUCCCGGGGCUGGCGGCCGACCAGAGCCGGGCGCUGCGGCUGGGCGACGCCAUCCUGUCGGUGAACGGCACCGACCUGCGCCAGGCCACCCAUGACCAGGCCGUGCAGGCGCUGAAGCGAGCCGGCAAGGAGGUGCUGCUGGAAGUCAAGUUCAUCCGGGAAGUGACUCCAUAUAUCAAGAAGCCAUCGUUGGUAUCGGAUCUGCCUUGGGAAGGGGUUGCCCCCCAGUCACCAAGCUUCAGUGGCAGUGAGGACUCGGGCUCCCCCAAACACCAACAUGGCACCAAGGACAGGAAGGUCAUUCCUCUCAAAAUGUGUUUUGCUACCAGGAACCUGAGUAUGCCAGAUCUAGAGAACAGAUUGAUAGAACUCCAUUCUCCCGACAGCAGAAAUACUUUGAUCCUUCGUUGCAAGGACACUGCAACCGCCCACUCAUGGUUCAUAGCCAUCCAUACCAACAUCAUGGCUCUUCUCCCACAGGUGUUGGCUGAACUCAACACCAUGCUCGGUGCUACCUGUACAGCAGGAGGCAACAAGGAGGUCAAACACAUCGCCUGGUUGGCAGAACAGGCAAAACUAGAUGGUGGAAGGCAGCAGUGGAGACCAGUCCUCAUGGCUGUGACUGAGAAGGAUUUACUGCUCUAUGACUACAUGCCAUGGACAAGGGACGCUUGGGCAUCACCUUGUCAUAGCUACCCUCUCAUUGCUACCCGGUUGGUACACUCGGGCUCAGGAUGUAGGUCACCAUCCCUUGGAUCUGACCUUACUUUUGCCACCAGGACGGGCUCCCGUCAGGGCAUCGAGAUGCACAUGUUCAGGGUAGAGACACAUCGGGACCUGUCGACUUGGACCCGCGUGCUUGUACAAGGUUGUCACACUGCAGCCGAACUGAUCAAGGAGGUCUCACUAGGUUGCAUAAUGAAUGGCCAGGAAGUAAGACUCACGGUGCAUUAUGAGAAUGGGUUCACGAUUUCCAGAGAAGGAGGCGGCCCUGGCAGUGUGUUAUAUAGAUACCCCUUUGAAAAGUUAAAAAUGUCUGCUGAUGAUGGUAUCAGAAAUCUGUACUUGGAUUUUGGUGGUCCUGAGGGAGAGCUGACCAUGGACCUGCACUCAUGCCCCAAGCCAAUCGUUUUUGUGCUGCACACCUUCUUGUCGGCCAAAGUCACGCGCAUGGGCCUGCUGGUUUGAGCCCAAGGCCACCGAGCAUCCCAAGGAGCACCCCCACCUCAGAAGAAAACAGUUAAGCACAAAAGAAAGCUGCUGCUUUUGCUCUCUCCUACAGCAUCAGUGCCUUGACAAGGACCUGCAGUCACUGCUAACCCAAAACUGUGUUCAAAGAACAGCCUGUGAUGAUGAGCCACCACAUGCAGGAAUUCCAGCGUCCUCCCUGAAGUCCCUGGGGACAGGGAGGCAUGACUUUGUGACUGUAGAAUGAGGAGCUAUUUUCUGUAUAUUCUCUGUGUUCAUCAUCUGUUUAUGUUCGUCUCUCUUCUCCCAUGAUGGGGUGGGGGCGUGCUUCUACUUUCCAAAUAUGAGCAAAUAGUGGAGAGACAUUUCCCUUCUUCCCAGUUCCCUGGGCUUGAUUUGGUGCCCAGCCUAGCCCCAACAUGUGUGCUUGACAAUUCUCCCCACCUUUCCCUUGCUAGCUGGCUGUUGGCUUUGUGGCCACUUCAGGGGUUUCCUGAGCUUUGGCAGGAGUUGGCCAUCGCCUUUUAUUGUGUGAAGCCUCAGUUGUCUCUCUGACAUCAUGCUAUUGCUUCAUCCCCAUCACUGCCAUCAUCACCCAAUUUACCAAAUUUUACCACUUGAAAGUGUUUACUUUAUAGCAUAAAACCUGUGAAAUGUCGAUUUAGUUCGCCAUAUAUUUUUAACCAGCACCUAGCAGAAAGAAUAUUGGAGACCAGGGUAUAUUCCAAGGAAAUAUCUACUCAUUUUCGUUUGGGAUUUUUUUCCCUAAUUAAUGUUUUUGGAAGGAACCAGAGGAUAUCAUGGUAUGAGACUGAUUUUAAAAGAAAGUCCUUAUUUUAUACCAAGCCAUUUUUUAAUGGCUUACCAAAUGUGCCUUUGGUCAAGGUGGGUCAGAUGUAGUUGAAUAUCACAACCUCUAUUUAAGUAAGGUGAUCUCAGUUUAAAAGAAUGUUUCUUGAAGGGGAGCCUCCAUAGCUGCCAUCCUGUUUCCAGAGUGAACUUUGGAAGAACAAUCAGCCCCAUUUGCACAAGUGCUCUCAGCAAUCCCAUGAGGCCAUCUGAUCCCAAUGAAGGCCCUGCAAUAUAUGGGCUGCUUCCUCCCCCUCAGAGGGAUAGGGAACAAAACCAUUCAUCUGUAGCAAUGUCAAGGCCCAGUUCGGCCUCAGAGCCUGGCAGAUUUGCAGUGAGGCUGUAGAUCGGGCCUCUGGCAUUCUCAAAGUAUUCUUGACAUUACUCCAAGGAAAUGGAACAAGCAAGGUGGCUGGGUUGGUGGCACUGUAAGUCCUUCUCUUCCCCUAAUCUCAACAAGGCUACGUUUAUGGAAGGUGGUUCAGAACAGAGAAUGGGCGCCAUUUGAGUGACAACUAACAGUCAUCCUGAAUCUGAAAGGAGAGCCACGGCAGAGGCUCACAACCGGCCUGGGCGCUGACUCUGGCAGACUGACUUACCUGAAAUCACCGACCCCUUCAGAAAGAGUAGCUCUGCAAUCAGCGAGCCAGGCCUGCAGGUUCUCGUUGGAAGGAAGGCUCCCUCCUUUCAUCAGGGAAGUGUCCCCUGAAGGAUCCCAGGAGUGGGAUCUUUUGAAAAGGUUAUGAAGAAGACCGGGCACACAUACAGGGGAGGGUGAGUGGUGACCUCUUGAGCCAGCACAGGCCAGCUCCUUCCCUGGACCACUGCCCUACCCCUGUCUGUGAGCUGGCUCUGCUCUUGCACAAUUCUCAUGAUAGGAAUGAGGAAGGUGCCCUUGUUCUUCUGUCCAAGAUUCAUGGAAUUUCUGGAGGCUAGACCUAAGUCGUCCUUCCUACUUGAACUGCAGGGACACAAAUCUAAAGGUAACAUAGAGUUAUGUAUAGAAUUUGUUAUUUUCAGUAUCCACAGACUCAUUUUAAAAUUGGGACUUACAGGUUAGUUGGUCUUUUCAAUAGCUUUUCCAUCUCAAAUCCAAUUUGAAUUUUGAUACUAAAAGUCUUGAUAGCUGGGGGCAGUCAAGAGCCAAGGAACUUUUUUUAAAAGAAUGCUUGAACCCCGGGUCAUAUCUUAAAGCAGAAUCCCAGCAUUCGAUACAGUUGAAUCUACAAGCUUGGCUUGACAGGAGCUGUCAAAUCUCUGCACAAUCUGAAUAUCAUUAUGUUAGACUCCUGUUUUCCAAAGCGAACAGAAGUUUAACUCCGCAGUCUGAAAUUUCCCCAACAAAGUCCUUAGAUUCCUGCUUUGCUGUGGAUAUUUUUAUGUAUUCUUGUUUUUUAAAAAAUGCCUGAGCCAACAAGAAAUACAAUAAUGGGAACGUCUGGAAACCACCCUAUUCAUCCUUCUUCACAAGAAGAUUUUGUACAGGGUAAAAUGUAAGUGAGAAUAAGAAAAGCCAUCCCUCGUCCGUCCUUCGCUAAGCUGGGAUCAGCCCAGUUUGGGCUGCUCAGGCAUAAAAGCAUCAAAGACCAAAGGGUCUUGAUUAGAUCUUUGCACCUUGAAACAGAAAUGGAACAGAAUGGAAUGGAAGCCCAGCCCACAAGAUGCCAGCCACUCUGGGAAGCCCUUAGGCAGCACCCAUUAGACACUCUUGGAGUCAUCCAUCCAAUCAUGGGUGACCAGGGUUUGGUUGGUGAGAUCCCUGGCCCACAUGGAGUGCUUUAUGAAGGGACGGUCUGGAUAAAUAUGUCUCUAAGCUCACCAAAUAUGGCAGAUUGUUUGAAAAGAAGGUGUUGUCUUAUGCCUCUGACCUCAUCAUUUUUCAUGAGGAGAUUUGUGAAAGUACUCAGUGUUCUCCAUGGGCAGAGCUUAAAGGGAACCAUGGGCAUCGGAGACUUCUUGUUCAUACUCCUAUGCAAGCUGGGGUUGGGGGGUACUGGAGAUUUCCUGUUCCAUAUCUCCACCCCACCCCCACCCCCAUUCAUGCGAUUGAGUUCAUAAGCCACUGGUUGGUGAGAGGGUCUGCUCUUUUCCUUCUGUAAUCCUUCCUUUCUCUUUUUCCUCCAUUCCCCUCUGUCCUCACUCUGACAUCUUAAAAAGAAAAAAACCUGAAAGGUAGGAACAUCUAUCUUUUUGUAAAAGGAAAACCUUUCCAUACAAGGUCAUAAAGUAGAACUCAAUCUGAAAUUAGUUUAAAAUCUAGCAUUAUAUAGAUAAGUAUUUUUUCUUUCAUGUAUGUUUAUGCAGUUAUUUAUUAGAAUAAUUAUAAUUGUAAUCCUAUGUAACUACCCAGUAGACCCCAGAAAUGUGAGGUCAAAUGCUGGCUAUGUGCACAUAUUCAGAAUAUUCUAAAGGCCAUUCAAAUCUUCAAAAGCCAUCUUUGAGCACUUUUUAAACAAGGGAUAUCUUAUUGAUUCAUAUUAUCUGCACUCUCAAUAACUUUAUAAUUCCAAAAACUUACUGCAUAGGCAGGAAGUAGAGCUAUGGAAUUCCUUGUUUGUUACAUUUCUAUUAAAAAUAUAUAUGUACCUUUAAAUUGCAAAUAGUUAAAAAUGUUACUGGCUAUUCGUGUCUCUAAAUUAACUCUGUAAGGUAUAUGCUAGUAGCAUAAAUCUUACCUACUAUUUAAAUUUGCACUUAGCUGCCAAAUCAUAAAGUUUUCAUCAAUUAUUUUUAAAAAUUAAAAAUCCAUGUGGAGAAUUAAUAAGAUUGUAUUUCUCUCAAAAAAAAACUUUUGCUAGAUACGGUUUUCAUUGACAAGGUGUGAGUACAUUUGAGAAAAGGUCUGAUGGGGUUUUUUUCCUCAUAAAAACCUUCAGAUCCUAGGGUAUAAUUUAUAUGCAUGUUAGUUAUAUCAUAUUUCCAAAAAUGAGACACACACAGUCCCUGUUCAUGUUUUUCUUUGACCUGCAAACUACCUUGUAAGCUGCUAUGCAAGUUAUCUUCAAAGCCCUGCCUGCUUAAAGGGUUAAACAUUCUUUAGGCUCCGGGGAAGACAUGUAGACUUACGCACUUUCUCUGUGUUGGGUUUUUUUUUUUUAAUUUCUUAAAUCUUAGUUCUGAUACUUAAGCUGAAUUAUGUUAAUAUCUUAAGUUUGGUGGCUAUAAACUUGAUUUGAGAUCACUUUUAAACCUAACAGUAUAAAUGUCCAGCGUAUUCGUUUAUGUUGCUGCCAAUGCUGAAUGAAACUGCAAUUGAUCUGUCAAGUAGGAAAGCCAAAGGUUGCUAUUGAAUCCUGUGUUAUUAAAUGAAAAGUGAAACGCCAAAACUCUUUGGUUCUGAAGCUGCUUGCAUCGGAGGAAUUCUCAUUUCUAUAAAACGAGGACUUCUUUAGAACAUAGGACUCUUCUUAAACUCUAGAUUAGGUUAGACAUGACUCAGUGCCCUACUGCAGAUUGCUCUUUGACAAGACCUCAUACGCAAUCAGUGAAGUCUGGAGUAUUUUUCAGUUAAAUCUAGAUGAUAUUUGUUUCUCCUCCCCGCCCCCCUCCAAUUUAGGAAAUACAAGAAUAUAUCAUUCUCUGUCCCCAUUUUAGUUAGUGCAGUCUUUUGCCUGGUAGCCUAGAACUAAGUCCAUCAAAGUUUUACUUCCAGUGGGUGGUUUGAGAUGCUAAUAGAUAUUUUGAAAACCACACAGUUCCUAAAAGUCCACAUUGCCAAGCUCUUAGCCAGCACUUGGGUUGAUAAACACGUGUAAAAUGAUUACACUGCCGUCAUAACCACUUGAUGCUGGAAGGGUCUUAUAAGUGAUGCAUGAAUUUGAGUGACUUGUCCUAACAAUGUUGGGAGAUUUAUUUUGUGUAGACAAUGCGUUAGAGGAGCUGCUCUGAAGUCCUUUCCCACCAAAGUUUGAAUUGGCUUUUGCUAGUGGUGACACAAGUUCAUUUGCUUACGCCAAGUGGGUCUGUGCCCAUAUUGCAACAUCUCAGAGUUGGAGGGUUCCUCUGACAUCCAGCCUUGGCCGUACCUGACCAAAAAGCCCCUCUGCAACACACCCAACAAGUGGCUGCCCUGUCUUUUUGCCUAAGAACCUUUUAAUGAAGCAGAACGAAUGCCUCCUGAGACUGUCCUUUCAGCUCCUGGAGAGUAUUAUCUUGUUUCGAGCCUCAACUUGCCUCUUGGCAAAUUUUACCUGUUGUUUCUGUUCCUUCUUCCCCACGAAAGCCCUCUUUCAGGUAUUGAAAGUUAGCUGUUAGCUGUUUCCCCUAAGUCUUCCUUUCUGGGCUGAGCUUUCCCGAUUCCUUCACAGAUCCUCUCAUAGCACGAUGUCAAGGCCAGUCAUCCAAGCUGCACUCCCCUGGGUGUUCUUCCUUUUAUCCAUGUCACCCACAGCUGAAUGGACACCACAUGGUCUGCUGGAGCCAGGACACUGGAGGGGUGGGCACUUAGCCCUUCCUUACUCUCCCAGUGCAGCCCAAGAUCACGUUAGUGGUGGUGUGACUGCUGUCUCACCCAGGCUACUGUAGCAGGGUGUUGACUCUCAUUGGGCUUCUCUAAAGGCCACUAGAUUUCCCUAGGCCUUUUUUCAAACAAAUUUCUCUCUAACCAUACUUUUCCUCAUUUCAUACUUUGGAAGCUGAUUUUUUGAACCCAAGUGAAAUCCUUUAUACUUAUUCACAAAAGUUAUUGAUAUGCUUUAGCUUUUAAGAACUAUUUUUAGAUGUGAUGUUUUUUAUUUCAGAAUUGGUGAAAUUUAACUUCUGGUAAUCUCUCCAACAGUGCCCUGCCCUGCUCACAAAUUUCUCGAGUGAAUGAACUUGUAUUUUUUCUUUCCAUCUGUCCUGUUUUUCAUGUCAUGAUUACAUGUGCCUUUUUACAGAUAACAUCUGGUGCUUGCUGUCUAAAGAACAUAGGUACCAGCCAUGUAUCCUAUGAAAUAUAACCUGUCUAAAAGUGUUUUGGAUAAAACUAGAUAGAGCUUAUACUGUAGUGAGAAAGAACACUCAUUCACAGAGCAUUUAAGUGCCUACAAUUCACAAAACUGCAUUUGGUGCUUUGGGGCUUUGAAAGAAGCCAGACUUGUUGACAAAUCGAGUUCCUGCCCAGCUAAAUCAUGCCUUCUCUUAUGCAGUAGGUUAUAAAGGACUUCACCUCAGAUUUUUACCAAAGUGUUUUUUCCAUUUUUACUUAAUUGGGUAUGCCGGUAAACCAGACCAAAAGGCCUGGGCUUUGACAGGAGACUGUGCCAUGAAAAUGAGGGUGACAGACUGAGCACUUUAAAGGAAAUCUCAUAUGACAUUAAAUAUGCGGGAGGAAAAACCUGCAGGAAGGUAGCAAAUUCCCAUCCAAUGGUGGGCUUGUAGCAGAAGUUGGAGAAUCACUCUUCGGAGUCUUUGGAGAGGGGAUUCAGGACUUGGAGAGCUACUGUUAUUAGGUGACUUCUGGGGUUCCUUUCCAGCUCUAAGCUAGUAUAAAUUAGUUUUUUCUUUCCCACUGGAAGGAAGAAGGAAAAGCUUGGCCUGACAUGUUAUAAAAUUUCAUCUAAAUAAGAUACGAUCAAACAAAGCAAGCUCUGUUGUUCUGAGUAAAGAACUGUGAACAUGGAAGAGAUGGGGACAGAAGAGGAGGUUCUUUUAGUUACAUAGGGCAGAAAUAAAUAUGAUUACUUUUUGUUCCACCCAUCAACUUUUUCUCUAAGUGGUGCUGUUACAUAAAUUCCCCAAUGGACAUCCCUUUCAAUAGCUUCUUAUUUGCAUGGUAAAAUGCUUCCUUAGCGAUUGAUCAAAAUGAAGAAAGACACUGGGAAACUUAGAGAAAUGUACUUUUUUUUUCAAGCAACUGCUGGAGACAUGGUCCCAGAACUUGGAAUGUACUUAAGACAAGAGAAAUUGUUUUAAUUUAUCAAAAACGUUCAUCCAACCAAAGCCCUUUCCUGUACAAAAUGCCUUAUUGAGUUACAAGUAGGUUUUUCCUCCAACCUCACAAUAUAAAUCAAGUUUUUAAAUGAAUGAGCCUCAGGUGUAUUCAGUAAAAAUAUUCCUGUUCUCACUAUAGCACGGGAAAUUCACCGUAACUAACCCUUUGUUUUCAGGUAUGCUGGAACUAUACACAAAAGUUGACCAUUGCUUCAGUGUCUUGUUCCUUACUAGAUGCGCCUCCUUGGCGAUCCUCGGUGUUCUCCAUUAUAUAUAAUUGGGAUCUGUUUAUUUAGAUGUCUGCAACCCAUAGCCUGGGAAACAUAUCAUUUAUCCAUUUUUUGUUUAAAUGGAUUCAGUUACACUUUUUACCUUUAUGUAGUUACCCUACCAGAAGGCAGGAGUAUGGAUAUUUUUAAAUUGUGUUUCCCAUUUAGCAUCACUGCUCACUCAGCUGUUGUUUCCCUUAGCAAAUCUGCCCUUUGCAAAGAGGCAUUUGGGAAUUCUUGCUGUAAUAAAUGGUACCAGUGUUAAGUUUACACAAUGAAUACAGCAUGACAAGCAACAGCUACUCCUUUUGGUACCAUCGGACUUUGGGGAAACAACUCUGGGGUAGUGUAAAACCACUACCCAAAAUGACCUGUUUUGGCGCACAUCUGUGCAAAUUCUGUCUCCUCCCCUCUUUUUUUUUUUUUUCUCCUUCCCUCUUCUCCCUCUCUCCCCUCCACUCCCCCCCCCAUAUUGUUCCUGGUGAUUUUUAAAUAUUAAGACUUAGAAGACUAAUAAUACUGCUAGGAAGAAUCAAAAGUAUAUCCUUUUUAAACUACUUUAUAAAGCUCUGCUCUGUAAGACUUCUUUCCUCUUAUUUUGGAUCUUCUGGCUUGUCUAGGCUACCAAAUCAAAAUAUUCAUGUAAAACAGGGCAGUAUUGUGUUCUUAACAAUCAAUCCCAGGAAAAGCUUUAUAUGUACACUAUAAAUAUGCAUACAUAGACAACACUUUCCUUGAGUUGCAUAUUAAUUAUAUAGCAUUGUACAUUACAAUGAAAAUGUGUGACUUAAGGGCAAUAUAUAUAUAUAUAAGUACAUAUAUACCUUUGUAACCUUUAUAUUGUAAAUAAUAAAAAGUUUUGCUUUUA
Messenger RNA from Dromiciops gliroides (monito del monte), 9533 nucleotides. RefSeq names its product syntrophin beta 2 (gene SNTB2). The transcript has 7 exons. The record is from RefSeq and is a predicted model, not a curated record. Lineage: Eukaryota; Metazoa; Chordata; Mammalia; Microbiotheria; Microbiotheriidae. Gene Ontology annotation, molecular function: structural molecule activity; protein binding. Gene Ontology annotation, cellular component: dystrophin-associated glycoprotein complex; intracellular anatomical structure; synapse. Bases 15 to 1634 code for a protein of 539 amino acids.